Molecule: messenger RNA, 2526 nt
Organism: Myripristis murdjan (pinecone soldierfish)
Lineage: Eukaryota; Metazoa; Chordata; Actinopteri; Holocentriformes; Holocentridae
Gene: sowahaa
Product: sosondowah ankyrin repeat domain family member Aa
Exons: 1
Coding region: 113-1549 (478 amino acids)
Molecular function (GO): protein binding
Source: RefSeq, a predicted model, not a curated record
UAGGACAGAGAGGUGUCCAGGUGAAGACUGCGCCUCGCACACGGAGACACACGCAAAUAACAGGGCUGCUCAGACUGAAACUAUUUAUUAUUGUUGUUAUUAUUAUUCGUGUAUGUCGCUUAUAAUGGAGGUGACACAAGAAGCCAUCCUGUCCUUGCUGAUCGCAGACGGAGGCAAAAUGAAGAACGCCGACUUGCUGGCUCGGUUCAAAGGUUCCUUAAACUGCGCCGAUCCCGCGGAGAAGAAGCAGAACAGGGAGCUUUUCAAGAGCUGCGUCAACAGCGUCGCCUUCGUCAAGGAGAUCGACGGCGUCAGGUACAUCGUGGUCAAGAAAAAAUAUCUCCAUUUACUGCCGGGCGGCCGAGGCGAGGAGCAUCGCGCUGCAAAGAGUGAACAUGAAGAGGCAGAUCUGCGGCCAGGUGAGCGCCCACCUGAGGAGGAGGAAACCUGUGAGGAUGGAGGAGGGGGGCAGAGCUCGGCCCCUGAUCAAGACCACAGGGAAGGUCCCAGUGACUGCCAUGACAAUCUGACUGAAUCACUGUCCCCCAUACAGCUGGCACUACAGAGGAGCAAAUCAAUAGACUUUAGACUGAAAAGAGCCUUGAAUUUUGAUAUAGCACAAAGUUCAGAGGAGGCAGUGGUGCAUGCAAAUGAAACCAAACCCCAAAGUGUCCACAGCAAACCUUACGCCCUGCCUCUGAGGAUGCCACCGAGCGCCACCAGAGUGGAGAUCCACAAGCUGAAAGGUGACUCGGAUGAUCCUCCCGACAGCCCGCUGGACGCAGACGCCUUCAGAAACAAGAGGAAGCCCUGGAUGGAUGGUGGCGGCGGCCUCAGCUCGCCCCAGCCAAGGAGGGCGGUGAAGAGCACCAAGGCGUCCGAGGAACCCAGGUUCCCCUCCACGGUCCCACUGGAGCAGGCCGAGCAUGAGUGGCUGGUGAAAUGCGCCGCCGGCCACUGGAGCCAAGCUUACGGCCUUUUGCUGAUGGACAACCAGCUCGCUGAGAAGAGGGAUUUCAUGUCAGGGUUCACCGCCCUUCACUGGGCAGCCAAGUGUGGAAACAGUGAGAUGCUGGGGAAGAUCAUCGACGUGUCCAAGCAAGGAGGCGUGGACAUCGACAUCAACGCAAAAGCAUACGGGGGGUACACUCCCUUACACAUUGCCGCCUUGCACGACCAGGAGUUCAUCUUGGCCAUGCUGGUGGGCGAGUACGGGGCUGACGCCAGCAUCAGGGACAACUGUGGGAAGAGGGCCCAUCACUAUCUGCACAAAGGGGUUUCAGAGACGGUGAGGGAGAUGCUAGGCGAGCCCAAAGUCCAGCCGGCGCAGGAGAGUGCCCAGCAUGACAAGGAGGAGCUGGAUCUGUUCCCGGAUCUCUCCAAAGGCCUGCAUACAAUAAGUCGUCUCUUCCAGCCCCAUGUGACCGGGCACAAGAAGAAGCACAAGCAGAGGCCAGCUUUUUACUCAGUGAGCGAUGAUCCCAGGGAAGGAAGAGAGGACAGCAACGGCGGCUCCAAGCACAGAGUCCUGUCAGAUGUUUUUAUGUAGAGCCCUUUCACUCGUUUUAUUCCCAUGAGAGAACAGGCUCUGAGUUUAACAACGCCUCAAAUAGUUUUUACACUCCGUUUACACUCCAUGCUGACUGAGUGAGGAGUGAACUUUGGUUUUAUUUCUCAACAAGUGUUGGUCUGAUCUGCCUCAGAAAGUUACUUCAAAAGUGAAGAUGUGAAAUCAAAUUCUAUCAUGUGUCAGGAGGGUUGUGCUUGUGAUUUAAAUAUCAAUAAUUACUUAUUUGUUUUCAUGUUGUGACUUGCUGAUAUUGAAGUGGCACAACAUUUAUACUGGAAAUUAUGUGCUAAAGUUGGUAAUGGGGUAGAUAAUGUAUGUUCUCAUGAGUUAUUUUUUUAUUAUUGUCAUUUGUCAUGUCAGUUAUUUUGUCAUUUUAGUUGUAUCAUUUCAGUUCAAAAUCAACUGCACUCAGCACUUAAACUGGAAAUGUAGCUGCAAAAAUGAAAUUAUUUCAUUACCUAUCUUCCACUGCUGUACCAUGUAUUCAUUUUCAUUGUGUAUUGUGAUUUCAAAUGGCAUCGUCCUCCAUAAUUUGUUAGAAACACUUUAGAAACAAGUACACAUACUAUUUAUUUUCACUGUUUACAUCCAUUCAUAAUUACACUGUAAGUUUAGAUGCUCGUUCUGUGUUAAAUUUUCAUAUUUGUCUAAUGAGUGAAUCAAUAGUGUCUAUGAAGUUAUAUUCCCACUUUAGCAAAUCUGGGUCAACAAUGAUUUAACAGCAAAUGAUUUUCCUUUGUGUUUUCAUUUCUGGACUAAACUGCUGAGAUGAAGUACAGAGAGCACAGUGUUAUAGCCCCACAUUUCUAGAGGUUUACAAAAAGAAACAAAGAUUUACUGACUAAUGGGUGAAUCAAACAGCUCCCAGCAAAAAAAAAAAAAAAAAAAAAAAAAAGAACAAACUGUAAUGUUUUUUCCUCUGAGGGUGAUUUAGAGGACUUGCAUCUUCAUUGCCA